UUUGUUCUAGAAAAGCAUUCCUGAACUUAUAGUUGAUCCAUGGACAGCCACCCUCAUACAUAUAAUCUUUUACGAACUUAUUGAUGAAGUUUAUUUUUGACUACCGGCGAUAAGAUUCGUAGCCAACUGCUUAUAGAUAAAACCCGCAAAAACAAAAACAAAUAUUCAUGCACAAGAUCGAUUGAGUAAUUUUGGUUGCGCUUCCUGUUUAACCCAGAAUUUAAAUUGUUUUUACCAAACAAAAUCAUCCAAUAUACAUUCUGACACACCUGUCAGUUGGUCGCAAUGACGAACACCCUCUACGACAUGAGGAUACCUUUGUGGAACACACACAAUCGAACGGUUCAGAGCAGUGUGACUAAGAUAUCUUAUCACUGCCGGCUAACUUGCCGAACUGAUAAGCGGAAACAACAGCUUUUAAGGCGCAACCGAUGUGCGGGUAGCGACCAGUCGUUGAAGUCAGCCCAAACAUAGCGGAGCCAGCGAGUAUAUAACAUCACGUUCCAGACCUAAAUCAACAUACAAAAAAAGCACACAAAUACAACAUGGGAGACUACACCUGGAUUAGCACCAACGUUUACGGAUCCCUGCCCCCAGGAGCCAUCCUAGCUGGCCACGACUCCGACCAGGAUCCCAUCUUUGUGGGCCGUGCCUACCACAAUGGAGAGAUGCUGCCAGCGAAGGUGGUGCCCGGCAAGCAGCAGGCCUAUGUGCCAUGGGGCGGUCAGGAGAUCAGCAAGCAUGACUUCGAGGUCCUUGUCGGUGAUCACUUCUCCUGGAUCCCGUCCAGUGGUGGAUCUGUCCCGCCCCAUGCCAUCCAAGUGGGCCAGACUGGCGAGGGUGAGCCCCUGUACGUGGGCCGUGGUUACUUCCAGGGCAGCCUCACCCCCGGCAAGGUCCAUCCCUCGCACCAGUGUUUGUACAUCCCCUACGGCGGACAGGAGCACCGUCUGGAAGCCUAUGAAGUGCUGGUCCAGCCCGAGACGUGGAUAGCCUCUAGCGGACGCGGCAUUGUUCCCGGAACAGUGGUUGGCGGACACGACGCCGAUGGCGAUCAGAUCUAUGUGGGUCGCGCCUACCACGAGGGCGAUUUGCUGCCAGCCAAGGUGAUCCCCAACAAGGGCUGUGCCUAUGUGCCCUACGGAGGCGGUGAGGUUGUGAAGCACGACUACGAGCUGCUGGCCGGAUACGGGUACGGAUGGGUGCACGACAGCCAUGGCAAUGUGCCCGGCAAUGCCGUUCUCUGCGGCCGCACUUCCGACGGAGAGCCCCUGUUCAUCGGCCGUGCCCACCACCACGGCAGCCUCACUCCCGGCAAGAUCCACCAGUCACACCAUUGCCUCUACAUCCCAUUCGACGGCGAGGAGGUCCGCAUCGACCACUACGAGGUCCUGGUCAAGGGCUGAGCUGCUACAGCGACUAGACUUUUGUGUUGUCCCCCCGUCGUCUGCCUACUAAUUUAUAAAUCAUUUUGUUUCAUUAAAAACGUCCUCUGAUAAACCAAAUGUCCGAAAUUUUAAUGAAAAAUGACAAGACAGCUCAUUGUUGUUGCUUGGUAAACACAAGUAAUUUGUUUUAACAUAUUUGAUAUAUUCUAUAUAUUUAAUAAUCGCCUGCUAUGAACGCUACUCUAUAGCGAAUUAAGUUAUGCUCAAGUUUAUUGGCAUCGCAGCAAAAACAAGGACAGCUUGUCCAGUCAUCCCUGGUUUCCAUAGCUGUCAAAUUCGGACAAUGACUCUCCAGGCACGAAAAUCCAGCAGCUGCCACAAGUGAGUUGAUGAUAGACCGGGGUCACUACGCCUUUUGACUUCUAGUCGACCGAUUUCGGCGAACUCCAGUAAUCAAGAGAGAACUAUUACUAAAAGUCAGUGUGGUGGUUCACCGCCAGUUUAAUGGUUUCUAGACUUUUGGAGAAUCCCUGGUCUUGGUUAUUAAUAUGGAUUGAAUUUUGCUGGAAUAUGUAUAUUUCCUCGCAAAAGCUUCUCGUAGGGAAAUGAGAAAUUGGGUAAAACGGAAUAAAGAAAAGAAAUAAAAUAUGAUUCU
This is a messenger RNA of Drosophila melanogaster (fruit fly), 2043 nucleotides long. RefSeq lists its product as uncharacterized. Lineage: Eukaryota; Metazoa; Arthropoda; Insecta; Diptera; Drosophilidae. The transcript has 4 exons. The coding region runs from base 546 to 1406 and encodes 286 amino acids. The record is from RefSeq and is marked reviewed.